Molecule: messenger RNA, 1722 nt
Organism: Apaloderma vittatum (bar-tailed trogon)
Lineage: Eukaryota; Metazoa; Chordata; Aves; Trogoniformes; Trogonidae
Gene: TAF1B
Product: TATA box binding protein (TBP)-associated factor, RNA polymerase I, B, 63kDa
Exons: 15
Biological process (GO): RNA polymerase I preinitiation complex assembly; nucleolar large rRNA transcription by RNA polymerase I
Cellular component (GO): RNA polymerase transcription factor SL1 complex; RNA polymerase I core factor complex
Molecular function (GO): RNA polymerase I core promoter sequence-specific DNA binding
Source: RefSeq, a predicted model, not a curated record
AGAGAUUUUAAUGAACGCUGUGCCCAGUGUUCAGAAGUGAACUGGGGUCUCACUGACGGAGGCAGAUUCUAUUGCAGAUCUUGCCACAAUGUUACUGAGAGAACUAGAGAAGUUGUGAACACUGAUUUUAUUUCUAAUGCAAGAGUCCAGACAAUCUCCAAAGGUUUAAGAAAGCAGGAAAAAAAUGAUAGAGGCUGUGAAUGGUACGUUUGUGAAGGCUUUCAGUUUGUACUCAAGAAACAAGCUGAAGCUUUAGAAGCGUUAGGAGUAUGUCCGCAAAUGAAGGAUGAUGUUUUGUGCAAUUUUUGGAGGUGUUACCUUCAGAAGAGCAAACAGGCAUAUUGCAACAGACCAGCUGGGGAAACUAUCAGAGUAUUAUCAGUACACGACAGCAGUACUGAUGUGGACAGUGAACCAAGCCUUCUUCACUUGCUGUCUCCUUCUGAAAGUGAGGGGGACCUACAGACCGAUUGCAGCUUUGCCUCAUCAGCUAGUAAAGUCUCAGCAAGCACCUCUGUGUGCUCUGGAUCGGUAGAUGGUAGCUUGUAUUUAAUGAAGAACCAAAAGGAGAAACUGAGGAUGACGAUGCCAAUGACCCUUUCGUUUUGUUACAUGGCGUUACUCUGGUUGAGAGAACCAAUGACGUUAUCUGAUCUCUUAAGGUUUGUUGUUGAAGGUCAUAUUCCAUAUUUUAAUGUUUUUAAGCAUUUUCCGGAGAAGAUGAAAUUAUGUGGACUUGAUCUUAAGAUCUUUUGCGUAGAGUCCUGGCCUGUGUAUGAAGAAGUACACAACAAAAUGCUCGAACUUGCGGCUUUUUUAGACUUGCCUCGUUUUCCAGAUAUAACAGACAGCUGCUUUCUCCAUCCAGACAUGUUGUGCAUGAAGUACUUGAUGGAAGCUAAUUUGCCUGAUGACUUGCAUAACUGGACUUGUCGAGUGGUGAAAAAGAUCUGUAUUGGAGAAGCAGAUUUCCUGACUCUUGUGCCUGGAAAUAAGUCAACGAGAAAAGUGAAAUAUGAUGUUCUUGCUGUGGCGCUUAUUGUAGUUGUGCUCAAAUUACUGUUUUUAUUAGAUGAUCACUAUGAAUGGUUACUUUCAGAUUUUGCUGAAGAAAGAAAUAAAAAUAACAAAGAAGGUGAAGGUGGUCCGUAUUUUGAGUUCAAAAAGUGGUACAAGGUGAUAAAGUGUUCCUUGGAUGUAGAACAAAAGAAGUUGGAUGAAGAAAGAGCCAAGUAUCUGUGGAGAUGUGAAAAGCCACUGUUUUAUUCAGCUGAGAAGAAAUCUAAAGUUCUUAAGAGAAGACAAAUGGUUGUGAACUUGCAAAAUCAAUUUGGCAAGCUGUCUGGUUCAGUGCGACCUGCUGAAAAGCCAAAUCCUUCAAGUUUUCAGUUAAGCUGGUCUGAAGAAAACACAGAUGGGAGUUGUUUUCAUGGGCAUAGCCUGAAGGGAAUUUUGCAAGAAAAAUGCGGUGUACUUACAGCCAUGAACCCUGACUAUUGGCUGUGCACAGAUAAACUCUGUACUGAGAAGUUGUGUGGUCAUCUGGCUCACUACAGAGAAGCAGACUUUCCCCAUAGUUACCAUUUUGUACUAAGGUUAUUCUCCUUUCUUCUGAGGAUACAGCCCUCUUACAUUCAUGAUGAGGUGUGUGUGGUAGAACAGAAACUUUUUAAUAAAAAACUCUUCAAAAAGACAAAAUACAGCACAGGCCGAAGGAAGUAA